Messenger RNA from Hemibagrus wyckioides, 3574 nucleotides. RefSeq lists its product as uncharacterized. NCBI's taxonomy places the organism in Eukaryota, Metazoa, Chordata, Actinopteri, Siluriformes, Bagridae. The coding region runs from base 242 to 2875 and encodes 877 amino acids. The transcript is spliced from 14 exons. The record is from RefSeq and is a predicted model, not a curated record.
GAAUGACAGAAAAGUGGGGGUUUUGUCAGGAAGAUUUUGGGACGCGAGAGAGGAAGCAGAACACGCAAACAAACCGCUAAACUUGUCCAAACAUCUGUCUGGGAUAGAAGGCAGUGUUAGGGCUUGGGACCAUCCAAUGGUUGGGGUUUGGGCACUGGCUGGGAAAUGGAACCUGGGCCUUCUGCAUUGUAGGCAAUCUCGUCUUCCUUAUUCACCUCAAUUGCUGGUUUAAUUGGCCACCAUGUGCUGGAGUCUAUCAGGUGCGCUGUUGCUGUCAAGCUUCUACAUGUGUUUAUCAGCAGUACAUUCGUGUUUGAUCAUCAGCGAAGUGAAUUGUGAUAAUCCCAGCUUUGACACCAAAGAAUUUGUAGAGUUGUUCUCACUUAGUGCUGGCUCCACCUCUCUGGAUGGCUACACCCUGGUUUUCUAUAACGGCAAUGGGAAUGUGGCGUACCGCGUCAUUGACCUGAGCGGGCACAGCACGGACGAACGAGGAUUCUUCCUGAUUGGCUCGGCCGAGCUGAAGCCAUCUCCGGCCAUCCAGCUUCCACCAAACUCCAUCCAGAACGGCCCUGAUGCCAUCGCCUUGUAUGGCCCGUCCUGGGUUCCUGUAGCUGAGAACGGGAACGUCUCUGCUAUCGGGCUGCUGGAUGCCGUAGUUUAUACAUCUCGCCGGGUAACAGGCACUGCCGAUGUGUUGUCGCAUGUCCUGACACCAGGUUCUUUUCCAUAUGUUGAGGAUGAUCAGUUUUCAGAAGGAGACGAGUCCAUCCAGAGAUGCUGGCUUUCGGAUAAUCACUACAGCUUUCAAAAUGCCGUGCCCACACCUGGACGGCCCAAUAUCUGCCCACCGUCAAACCCCGGACAUCUGUGGAUUAACAGGAUUCAGUUAAGUGGAGGGACACUGACCGGACCUGUCGAGAUUAGUGUUGGGGAAGAAAGAGGGGAGAUGACGAUGGUGGUGUAUAACACGCAGACAGACACGGUGAAGACCAGUGUCAGUUUCCAGGCCAGUAAAACUGGGAAUGUUUCUGUAAAUUUGAACACCACUUUGUCAGAUUCAGAUGGCUGGGCAUUGGCGGUGUACCAGGGGAGUGUUAAAGAUUUCCAAAAAGGCAACCCACUCAAUCCACUUCAACCACUUGAUGCCUUCGUUUGCACCGGACUUACUAACACACCUAGUGCCAGUCUCACCGAGACCCUCAUACCAGGCAGGAAGGCCUUCAAGCUCGACAGCAGGUUUUCAGAAGGCGAUGCUUACAUCACCCGGUGUGGUACAGCUCACUGGGCGAGAGAUCCCGGAGUAUUUCAGCAUCAGAUCCAGAGACCAAGCGAGUCCAUCCAGUGCAAGUGGUACAACACCUGUCCUUACAACACUGCUUUAAACAUGACAGACGAACCUCUCGAGCCCUGGUCAGAUAAGGAUGGUGACUUCCUGAUCAGCGAGGUGAACGUGGACUCUCCAGGUUCUGCGGAAGAUGAGGAGUUUGUGGAGCUCUGGCAUCCAUCCGGCCGGCGGACUUCACUCAAUGACAUCUGGAUCCUGCUGAUCAACGGCAACAAUGGAAAAAUCUACCGUGAAAUUGAACUCGACGGAUUUUACACAGACCAUUUGGGCUACUUUCUGAUCGGCAGCGAUAAGCUCAAACCGCAUGUUGCUUUACCAGCAAAUACCAUCCAGAAUGGUCCAGAUGCCAUAGCCAUAUACCGUUCGACAUCUGCGCCCUCCCUCGAGGACGUCAUGGUUCCCAAGAAUGGGCUCCUGGAUGGCAUAGUGUACCGAUCCCGGAGUUCAGACAGAGACUGGGCAGAACUCGUCAAAGCUCUGACCCCAGGUCAGCUCCCACUGCUGGAAGACACUAUGUCACUUGAAGGAGAUGAGAGUCUCAGCCGAUGCGCGCUAAACCGAGUUGACCUGAACUCCUUCAGGGUCUCCUCUCCCACGCCGAUGAAAGAGAACGAUUGCCCACGCCCCCCUAAAGAACUAGUCAUUAACGAGGUGGGCGGAGUCUUAGGAACCGACGUCUUUGUGGAACUUAUUGGUCCACCUUUGGCUCCUUUGCACGGUAUGGUCAUAGUGCUGAACGAGCUCAAUGCUACAACGAGACACGUCAUUCCGCUCAAAGGAGGUCUAGGAAAUGACGGAUUCUUCCUAAUGUCCAACGAUUCCAGAGCUGAUCAGAAUUUGCCGGCCGUGGCAUCUCUCGGUGCAGUCUGGUUGUGUUACGGCUUGCCAAGCGUGUGUAGCAGCGAAUCAAAAGUCCAGGACCUGUUAUUGCUCUCUAAUAAACCAAGCCUGCAUCCUUUUCCCCAUAGAGUUACCCAUCAGGUUGUGUACCCAGUGGCCAGUUUCGACUCUGUCUCUCGCUGUGCGAUGAACCGAUCUGCUGCCUGGACCGCCUCUCAUCCGACGCCCCGCCGGCUAAACCUCUGCCCGAACUCCACCUACUCUGUCCACAUGGACCUGUGCCUGGAAGCGUCAGAUUCUCACAUUACAUGCACAGAGGAGGGGUUUGCAGAGCUGUUGGAGCGCUCCUGUCAGUGUGGCAUCUCCGGUGCCCAUCUUGCAGGUGUGAAUUUAACCUGCAUAUCCGAGCGCCUGUACGCAGAAGGUCCUGUAUUUUCACUGUCCAGUCAGCAGAGGGAGCUUGUGGCACAGACACUGCAGAAAACACAGACACUCUCCUGCAGCAUAGUCCAGGAGCGGCUGUACAAUAAAGAGUCUGCGCUGGGGCUGCAGGUGGGACUGGUGUUAACAGUGGUGCUGCUGUGUGCACUAGGGGGAGCCAUUUUCUUCUACCUGUACAAGAAAAAACGGCCUCAAGAUUACUAUUCAAUGGAGCUGAACGAACAUGACUCUCCCAUGGAUCUCUAGCAUCCGUGUGUGUGUGUGUGUGUGUGUGUGUGUGUGUGUGUGUGUGUGAGAGUACAUUUUAAAGGAAAUCUAUUUUUAUGAUGCGUGUCAUAAAACUAAGUGGUUUAAUUUUUACUGAAACUACACAAAGGUACGCUCUGCGUUUUUUUUUUAAAUUUUGUUUACAUAAUAACAACUUUUUAAUACCUUUGUUUGUUUACUGUUGGUCAGGAUGCUAAAGGUACAGUCAUUAGUGUUUAAAAAUGUUUUUAUAGACCUGGAAUAUUAUGAACAUGUCAUAUACUUACAGAUUUUUGUGUGCAAGAAGUCCGAAUAGAUUUUAGGAAUUUUUUGUUUGUUUGUUUGUUUAUCCUUAAAUAUUAGCCCCAGGGUUUCAUUCAGAGUGUCCAUGUAAUGUUUCACAGAUGUAAAACCCAUAUGAUUCAAAUGUCUGGGAUGGUAACUGUUAACAUUCGUUAUUCCUAUUCUAUAACUACAUAGAGUUUUUGGAAAACCACUACCGCAGGGUGAUUGCCUUCAGUUUUGAAUAAAUAGGCUCAUGGAAAAAUAUAGUUCUUUUCAUAGAUUCAGUGUAUCUGGGUGUCCUGAGUCACUCACACUCUCAUACCAGCAUUUGUUCUCAGUAUGAAUUACUUUUUAUUAUCUUUACACUAUAGAAAGGGAAUUUCUUGAAACAAAAUCUUUUUUUUUUUUUUUGAA